This is a messenger RNA of Thyridium curvatum, 921 nucleotides long. RefSeq lists its product as uncharacterized. The coding region runs from base 1 to 921 and encodes 306 amino acids. Lineage: Eukaryota; Fungi; Ascomycota; Sordariomycetes; Thyridiales; Thyridiaceae. The record is from RefSeq and is a predicted model, not a curated record. The transcript has a single exon.
AUGCGCGUCGUCGUGUUCGGCGCCUCCGGCGUGCAAGGCUCGGCCCAGGUGUCCGCACUCAUCCGGGCGGGCCACCAUCCCGUCGCCGUGAGCCGUUACCCUAAACCGCUCACCACAGAUGGCCAGUCCAUUGAGACUGCCUCGGCCGAAUUCUCUGACGUACCUGCCCUCGAGAAGGCCCUCUGCGGCGCCGAGGUCAUCUUCCUGAAUCUUCCAUCCACGUCCUUCCAAAAGGCGGAGCCGGUCAUCGCGGCCGCAAAAGCCAUUGGCGAGGCUGCCAUGCGUACGCCGAGCGUCCGCUUCUGCGUCUUCAACACCAGCAUGCCGGUGCCGGAGGAGACCAAGCACAUCGAGGCCCAGGAUCACCGGCGGGAGAUGCGGCGCCUGCUGCGGGACACCGGCCUGCAGGUGAUCAGCAUCCAGCCCGUCUGCUACCUGGACAAUUUCUUCGAGGGGUGGGCCCUGCCCCCGAUUGUGGAGCAGAACGUUCUGCGGUACUGCCACAAGCCCAGCCUGGAAGCAUCGUGGAUCUGCCAUGAUGACCUCGCGCAGUUGAUGGUGGCCGCGCUGAACCGGCCAGACCUCGCGGGGAGGAACAUACCCGUCGGGGGGCCAGAGACUGUCCGCCUCGAACAGGUGACGGAGAAGCUGGCGCGCGCGUGGGACCGGCCGCUCAAGUGUGACAACGAGACGGUGGACGACUUCUGUGACCGGAUGGGCGAGGCCAUGAGGAAGAGGGCGAGUCUUGAUGUAGACCGGGUUAUCGAUCAGAUGCGGCGGGCUUACACGUGGUACAACGACUCGCCUGAAGAUCCAUUUAAGAUAGACAUGGCGCCUGUGCUGAAGGAGUUGCCCGUACAGCUCACAACCAUUGAGGAGUGGGGGCGGAGUGUCAAGCAUAAACUUCCAGUGGCAGUAUAG